Messenger RNA from Panthera uncia (snow leopard), 1505 nucleotides. RefSeq names its product transmembrane BAX inhibitor motif containing 6 (gene TMBIM6). Gene Ontology annotation, biological process: negative regulation of apoptotic signaling pathway; cellular response to unfolded protein; negative regulation of endoribonuclease activity. Gene Ontology annotation, cellular component: mitochondrial membrane. The record is from RefSeq and is a predicted model, not a curated record. The coding region runs from base 132 to 869 and encodes 245 amino acids. Gene Ontology annotation, molecular function: enzyme binding. The transcript has 10 exons. NCBI's taxonomy places the organism in Eukaryota, Metazoa, Chordata, Mammalia, Carnivora, Felidae.
UGGAAGCCGAAGGCAGAGGCAGGAGGUGGGAAGACCCUUCCUGGCUUUCCAGCCCCACAGAACAGCCCCAUUCUGGUCUGAUUGAUUACCUUUGGACAGAGUGGAGGCUGUGUCCCACAGACUCUGGCAUCAUGAACAUAUUUGAUCGGAAGAUCAACUUUGAUGCGCUCUUAAAAUUUUCCCACAUAACCCCCUCGACACAGCAGCACCUGAAGAAGGUCUAUGCCAGUUUUGCCCUCUGUAUGUUUGUGGCGGCUGCGGGGGCCUAUGUCCAUGUGGUCACUCAUUUCCUUCAGGCUGGCCUACUCUCUGCCUUGGGCUCUCUGGGGUUGAUGAUUUGGCUGAUGGCAACACCUCAUAGCCGUGAAACUGAGCAAAAAAGACUGGGACUUCUUGCUGGAUUUGCUUUCCUUACAGGAGUUGGCCUGGGCCCUGCUCUGGAGUUGUGCAUUGCCAUCAAUCCCAGCAUUCUUCCCACCGCCUUCAUGGGCACAGCAAUGAUCUUCACCUGCUUCACCCUGAGUGCACUCUAUGCCAGGCGCCGCAGCUACCUCUUUCUGGGAGGUGUCUUGAUGUCAGCCAUGAGCCUGAUGCUCUUGUCUUCCCUGGGGAAUCUUUUCUUUGGAUCCAUUUGGCUUUUCCAGGCAAACCUGUAUGUGGGGCUGGUGGUCAUGUGUGGCUUCGUCCUUUUUGAUACUCAACUCAUUAUUGAAAAAGCUGAAAAUGGAGAUAAGGAUUAUAUCUGGCACUGCGUUGACCUCUUCUUAGAUUUCAUUACUCUCUUCAGAAAACUUAUGAUGAUCCUGGCCAUGAAUGAGAAGAUCUUACUAGGAAACAGGAGACAGUGUGAUGCUGGUGGAAACAGAUGAGUAGGUGGGAUUGGUGGCUCUGUCUUAUUUGUGUGGCGACUAGACUGAGCUCCAAGCAGGUUUUAGGCAAAGCAACUCAACUUUCAUUUGUUUAAUACACUAGGCUUCCACCGAGGAUUGAAUGACGUGUUCACUGGACUAGAUCAUUUCUGGGCGUUGGUUUGUGCCCAGGAUUUAUGCUUCUCUGGCUUAAUGGAAAGUUGGUCUUGGCCUCUUGUUGGAGUUAUUUUGGGGUGGACUGCCAGUCUGCAGCUUUCACUGGAUGAGAUCCGAGCUGUGGUAGUUAUGAGUAAGCCAGGAGUGGUCAGGUGGCCCAGCUGGGUGCUCUUGGAGUGGAAGUGGGGACAGCUGCUUAACUUUUACUCCUGUCAGGUCUGUCAGCAACUUGAGGGACCACCAGUGGAAGAUGGUUAAGAUCCAGUUCCUCCCUCACGGAGGAAGCAUUUCUCCUCUCUUUUUAUGGUCUUGUUCCCUUCCAGUCUCUAACCGAAGGUAGCCAGGUAUUGGCUCCCUCAAGAGUUUUAGCUUGAAUGCCAGAUGCCGAAAAUUAAUUGGGCGAUUUUUCUCCAUUUCUAGGACAAGAAGAAAGAGAAGAAGUGAAAUGACCUUCCAGCCUUGUCCAGUUUGACCUCCUGU